CCUCGCAGCGAGGCAGGCGCGGGGCGGCAGCGGGGCGCGAUGGAUCCCAACAGGAUCAUCCAGGCGCUCAAGGGCACCAUAGACCCCAAGCUGCGCAUCGCAGCCGAGAACGAGCUCAACCAGUCCUACAAGAUCAUCAAUUUUGCUCCAAGUCUACUGCAAAUCAUAGUAUCGGAUCAAGUUGAAUUUCCAGUACGUCAAGCAGCUGCCAUUUACCUAAAGAACAUGGUGACACAGUACUGGCCAGACCGUGAACCCCCUCCAGGAGAAGCCGUGUUUCCGUUCAACAUUCAUGAAAACGAUCGCCAACAGAUCCGUGAUAACAUUGUGGAAGGAAUAAUUCGUUCUCCUGACCUUGUGAGAGCCCAGCUGACCAUGUGCCUCCGAGCCAUCAUCAAGCAUGACUUUCCUGGCCACUGGACGGCUGUGGUGGACAAGAUAGGCUACUACCUGCAGUCUCAGAACAGUGCGAGCUGGCUGGGGAGCCUCCUGUGCCUCUAUCAGCUGGUGAAGACCUAUGAAUACAAGAAAGCGGAAGAACGAGAUCCUCUCAUAGCAGCAAUGCAGCUAUUUUUGCCUCGGAUUCAGCAGCAGAUGAUACAGCUUCUGCCUGAUAACUCCCAUUACUCUGUACUGCUUCAGAAACAAAUCUUAAAGAUCUUCUAUGCUCUUGUUCAGUAUGCAUUGCCACUCCAGUUGGUGAAUAACCAGACUAUGACUCAGUGGAUGGAGAUCUUCCGUACUAUCAUUGAUAGAAAUGUGCCUCCUGAGACUUUGCAAAUUGACGAAGAUGACAGGCCAGAGCUGGUAUGGUGGAAAUGCAAGAAGUGGGCAUUGCAUAUUGUAGCUCGUCUUUUUGAACGGUAUGGAAGUCCUGGAAAUGUAACUAAAGAAUAUUUUGAAUUCUCUGAGUUUUUCUUAAAAACAUAUGCUGUUGGAAUACAACAGGUUCUCUUAAAAAUCCUAGACCAAUACAGACAAAAAGACUAUGUUGCUCCACGUGUCCUUCAACAAACAUUGAAUUACCUGAAUCAAGGAGUCAUUCAUUCUGUAACAUGGAAGCAGAUGAAGCCACACAUACAGAGCAUAACGGAAGAUGUGAUAUUCUCCCUAAUGUGCUACAAAGAUGAGGAUGAAGAACUCUGGCAAGAGGAUCCGUAUGAAUAUAUCCGCAUGAAGUUUGAUGUGUUUGAAGAUUAUGCAUCCACUACAACAGCAGCACAGAACCUCCUUUAUACUGCAGCAAAGAAGAGAAAAGAGGUGUUACCAAAAAUGAUGGCGUAUUGCUACCAGAUUCUGACAGAGCCAAACAUCGAUCCAAGAAGAAAGGAUGGAGCUUUGCAUGUGAUAGGAUCCCUAGCUGAUAUUUUACUGAAGAAGAGUGUUUUCAAGGAUCAGAUGGAGCUGAUGCUACAGAAUCACGUAUUUCCAUUGUUCAUGUCUAACCUGGGGUACCUCAGAGCUAGAUCCUGCUGGGUUCUUCAUUCAUUCAGUGCUUUGAAAUUCCACAAUGAGCUAAACUUAAGGAAUGCAGUAGAGCUGGCAAAGAAGAGCCUGAUUGAAGAUAAGGAAAUGCCUGUCAAAGUAGAAGCUGCAAUAGCUCUUCAAACAUUAAUAAGCAACCAGGAGCAAGCCAAAGAGUAUGUGAAGCCCUAUGUGAGGCCAGUUAUGCAAGAGCUCUUGCACAUCGUUAGAGAAACGGAGAAUGAUGAUCUUACUAAUGUCAUCCAGAAGAUGAUCUGUGAGUACAGUCAAGAGGUAGCUACCAUCGCUGUUGACAUGACGCAACACCUGGCUGAAAUAUUUGGUAAAGUACUUCAGAGUGAGGAGUAUGAGGAAGUGGAGGACAAAACAGUUAUGGCCAUGGGCAUCUUGCACACAAUUGACACUAUCCUGACAGUCGUGGAAGACCACAAGGAGAUAACUCAACAGCUGGAGAGCAUUUGUUUACAGAUCAUUGGCCUUGUUUUGCAGAAACACGUUAUAGAGUUUUAUGAAGAAAUUCUCUCCUUGGCAUACAGCUUGACGUGCCAGAUGAUUUCACCCCAAAUGUGGCAGCUCCUAGGUGUUUUAUAUGAGGUUUUCCAGCAGGAUUGCUUUGAGUACUUUGCAGAUAUGAUGCCUCUCUUGCAUAAUUAUGUGACCGUUGACACUGAUACUCUUCUGUCUAACCCAAAGAAUUUAGAAAUCAUUUACACCAUGUGUAAGAAGGUACUGACAGGAGAUGCAGGAGAGGAUGCAGAGUGCCAUGCUGCCAAGCUCCUGGAGGUGAUUGUUCUUCAGUGCAAAGGACGGGGUAUUGACCAGUGUAUUCCACUCUUCGUGGAGGCCGUUCUGGAACGGUUAACCAGGGGAGUUAAGACAAGCGAGCUUCGUACCAUGUGUCUUCAGGUUGCCAUAGCUGCACUUUACUACAAUCCUGACCUGCUUCUGCACACCUUGGAGAACAUCAGAUUCCCACACAACCCCGAGCCCAUCACUGCACAGUUCAUAAACCAGUGGAUGAAUGACACAGACUGUUUUCUUGGGCUCCAUGACAGAAAGAUGUGUAUCAUAGGACUGAGCAUCCUAAUGGAAUUGCAGAACCGACCACCUGCAGUAGAUGCUGUGGCCGCACAGAUUGUCCCUUCCAUCCUCCUCCUCUUCCUGGGCUUGAAACAAGUCUGCGCCUCACGAGAACUCACGGAACACGAGGAUCAUGCUAAAGAUGAAAAACACGUCGCAGAAGAUAAUGAAGAAAUACCCAGUGAUGAGGAGGAUACAAAUGAAGUGAGCCAGGCCAUGCAAGAGAACCAUGGUGGAGGCAGCGGUGACGGUGGUGGUGGAGAGGAAGAGGACGACGAUGAUGACGACGACGACUGGGAUGAAGAUGCAUUGGAAGAGACUGCUCUUGAGGGGUUCAGCACACCUCUUGAUCUUGAAAAUGGUGUCGAUGAAUACCAAUUUUUUGCACAAGCACUUUUAGCGGUGCAGAGGCGAGACGCCGCCUGGUACCAUUCGCUGACAGCCCCGCUCAGCGAGGAUCAGAAGAAGCAGCUGCAGGAGAUCUACACAUCAGCCGAGCACCGGCGAAGCGCUGCAGAGACUAAGACAAGAGAACAACAAAGCGGCUACACGUUUGACAACAAAGGACUGAUCACAGCAUUUAACUUUGGAAAUAAUCCCGGUGGCAACUGAAGGAGCAGCUGCAAAGGUCAAUGCGAAGGGUUUCAUCGUUAUGUUUUAUUAAAAUCACCAUGGCUUCUGAGUGAUAGGGAAGGGUAAUGUAAUCUGCUGAAGGUUUCAGUGGGCUUCCCCCACCAGAAUGCGCUUUCUAGCCAGCUACUGUAAUGUACAAAUCCUUGUGGUGUUUUUAUGAUUUGAUGGACUGAAGAGGAAACGUUUGUCCUCAAGGAACCUGAAGGACUGGGAGGGGGCCAGAUUGCACCGAAUUGAGUUGCACUUCUCAGGUUUUUGCUGUGCAGAAUUGGUAGAUUCCUAUGGAUAACAGUGCCUUCUGUUGUAUGUGGAUUGCCUGAACAAAUGAAUUUUGGAGUGCAUUAUAAUUUUUUAAAUGUAAGGGUAUUUCUAGAUACACUGUAAGCCUUGGGUCCAUGUUUUCCUGUUAUCUGCCUUGUACUACAUAAUUUAAUUGUUUCUUGGUCGCACACACAUUGCUGGGUUCAGAGUGCUSUCUCACCUUCCCUGUUCGGAGCACACCGGACGUGUAGAGGGAAGCGCCUGUGUAGCUGUAAAGCAUACCCGGGCAGUGUGAAAGUGUCUGAACAAAAUGCAGAUUUCCCCUUGAUAUGAUGGUUUUAAUUUAUUUCUCCUAGCCAUGGAAUGAACUCACUCGAGUUAUAAUGGCACACGUGGCCUGGCAGGUUGGUAGCCUAAGUCUACGCUGAUGUUUCCUCCUGCCUGCAGAAGCGCUGUGGCCCUUGCAUGUAGAUGUCCUACAUGAUGAUGUUUUAUCUCCACUUUUUUUUACUGAAUAUUGGAUUUUAUUUGGGCUCCUGUAAACCUUUUUGGUUUUAUUUGUUCAUUACCAUUCCAGUGGUAGUGCGAACAAAGUAGUACAGCAUAUUUGCCAUAUUUUAUUUAUCUCAGUAGAAGCAAAAACAGCUCCAGAGUUUUUUCUCUUCUUACUCUUAUACUUCUGUGAUUGAAUUUCUGCUCUGCAUUCCAUUUGGCUCUUUGUCCCACRCUGUAAUUUAAUUAUCUGGCAGAUUUUUUUUUUUCUAAAUCUCAAAGGCUAGUUUCUCAUGAAUUCAAAUUCAUGUUACUGGACCUUUGUGAAUAUGUUCACGUAGUGAGAAACGUACCACGUGAAAAAUUUAAUUUGGAUAGGUGCCCCUCUGCUAGAUCUGCUGGGAUCCCAGGGAUGUAGACUAAGUAAAUAGGGGUGCAUCAGAAAGUGCCAGCACCUCGAAGCUUGGGUUGUAGACUUUUUAAUCCAAGAUUUUGUGUCUAUAUGUUAAUUUCUCUGUGAUUUAAAUACUUUUACCAAGCAGUGUUAACCACAUGUGGAUAAGUGUUUCUUUGGAGCAGUGCCUCAACUGAAAAGUCCAAGCCCUGCCUUUUCCUCCAUUAAAUUUUCAACUAUGGCAAGGAAUAGCAGAUCGCUGGGCCAGCUCUGUGCUGAAGCUCUCGUUUUCAGUCUACAUGUUGGAGUACUAGUGUUUCAGUCUGAGCAAUCUGAAGCCCUCUAGAGAAAUCUGAAGCCCUCUAGUCCCCGACUUCAGGGCAGGGCCACAGUGUCUCUCUCCUUGCCCCACACCCUGGGACCYCCUCAAGCUCCCGCUUACGGAGCGGGAGGUUCCUGCUGCUUGCAGCCACCUGGAGUCUUCGGGGCAGACUCCCAGUGCUCUUCUCUGCUGCUCCUUUUGUUUUAGAUUCCUUUUCUACAAUAGCUGCAGAGAAAAUGGGCCUGGUUCGUGUAGCUUUCUCCUUCGUAGUAUUUAUUCAGUAUUCAUUCACAUUCAUUGCUAUUCCAUAGCAACAGUGACAGCUUCCUCRGGCUGUUGUAUGUACAGAAGUCAGCGAGGAGGCCGGGGCUGUGUUUGCAAAGCUGGACAGCACCCUGAGCCCCGUGGGGCUGGCAGAGCUUGAGCUCAGGCAGCAGAGAGCAGGGCCACACACCUCUGCUGGGAAAGCCAGGCCGUGAGAAGCACUGGGCCCUUGUGCUGAUUUAGCGUUGCCCGGAAUGGUCGGCAGGCAUUACAGCAAGUUUGUGGUGAAUUUCUCAGAACUUCGUGAAAUUUAUGGAAAUCAACAUUUGUGAAAUCAUUCACGGUGCUUUUUUUGGAGUGAAAGAUGGCUGAGAACUCGCUUACCUGKCAAUAUAUUUUAAGAAUUAGGCGGGUGAAAUGUUUAAGACCUUUAUUAUUUAUAAAAAUGAGACUGUCAAGUGAGAUUUCUUUCAAAGCCCCUUUUCCCUCUCUGCCCUACUCUAACAUGCAGAGUAGAAAAGAGAUUUAUUUUUCUCCAGCUAAUGAGGUCGCCUGCAAAGUCACCAACUGAUAUUUAGGAGUUAAUGUGUUCAAGGAAAAAUCUGCUUUUGCRCAGCAACAUCUCUGUGUCACUCAGCUGAACUAUGGCCGCUCUCUGUCUCUGCUUCUUGUGUACUUCUCCAGUCAGCUGCCAAGAAAAUUUCAUCCAGAUGUUUCUUACAAGAAGUUUAAUCAUCAGCGUGGAGUCGGGAAUCUUUGUUGUCUUACWUUGCAGUCGAGGUCAGCGAUGUCUGAGGGGAUGGCAUGUAAAAGGGUUAAAUGCCCUUCCCUUCCCAAGAGAUUCAUGACCACCAAAUGUUUCUACUGGCAAAAACAAACAUUAAUAAUUUUCUGCCUUUUUUUCAAAGGAAUUUCAUCCGAGAAGAUUUAUUGGGCUCUAGCCUCCCCUUUAACAUAYGGUUCUCUUUUAACAUGAUAAAUAUCCGUUUGUACAUGAUCAUAAAUAGGUAAUGGAUUUUAAGGAUUUCUUCCUGAGUUGUGUCCAGCUUUGUACUACAUUAAAGGGAGAGUAACACGAAUGUGCAUUACUGUCUCACUUUGAAGCCAAGGUAAUCGUUGAAUUGAAGAUACCAGCAAGGGCUAAAGAAGYGUGGUCCAGGUGCCGUUGGAAAUAGAGACUCCUGAAUGUAUUGUAAAAUAAAACAAAGGCUGAUGACCAGUGAGCUAUGUUGUCCCAUGCCCAUGAUCCCAGGGGGUGAAGAUCAUCUAUAUGGGUGCCGUGGGAACUCUUACAUAUGAAAGAAGCAUUGUAUAGGUUGUAAUCGUAGCAAAUGGUGACUUAUAUGAUAAGUUUCUUUUUCAGAUAAAAUUAACUGCUGCUGGGUGUUGAAUUUCAAAUGCUGUUUUGUCACUCUUUAAAGGAAAAUAAGAAUCUCCACAUGUUUGGGCUGCUUCUUUUUGCUCUUUUUUCUUUCAAAGUUGAAGUAUGCGCUUCGCUUAUAUAACAAAGCGAAAUGGGCAGCUCCCCCGGGAAGAGGAGAAAAUAUCAAGCUAAGGAAAAAGUAUAAAACAAAACAAAGACACAAGACCCGCAGUCAUGCAGAGUCUCGCUGAAAUGGAUGUGCUUGGGGAGACUGAGGCACGCAGUGACGUGGUGAUGCGCUUUGCUCCACGGGGAACGGUGCCUGUGGGCUGUUGGCGAGGUGUGGAAUGAGCUGCUGUAGGAUGUGCCGUUUGCCCGUGAAGAACAGGCAGCCUGAACCUCUGGAUUCCACCGUGUAUUGUGGAAGAGAGAAGAGUGCAGAUUCAUCCCUCAAAAAGGUCUGGGAAGCUCUUGUCCGAGAAGAUGGCAGGUGUGCAGUUACCUGGGGGAGAGCGCGGCGUUACAGCCUUCCUCAAAGACUGCCAGUGUACCCCCAAAAAGCUACCUGAAGUGCUCCGUGCCAMGGGAGCCAAGUGACCAGCUACUCCCUGACUAAUGGGUUUUGGACAACAGCGAUGCAGAGGGAACCUCCAAGCACUUGUAUUGGGGAUGAGGUAGGAAUUGGGCAAGUAUCCAAGAAUUUUGUUCUGUGCCUUUCUCCAGGAAGAGCGUGUGCUUGGCUUCUUGGGCAGCCCUGAGCUGGGGACGACGCUUUGAACUUGCUGAGGAUCAGAAGGUGAUUUUGGUUARAAGAUGAUAGUAUCGUGCACGGGGGAACCAAAGUGAAAGCCGCACACCGGUGCCGAGAGGCUGCACGGAAGGUCCCAGCUUUCAGUGCUUGGCUGGAUGCACAGUGUGGAAGGAGAUAAACUUCCAGGGGCAUCUGUAUCUCCAAAGUGAAAUCCCACAGUGGCAGCUCYGCUGAGGCAAACGGCGAGGACUGCUCGGGGGCUACCCCAUGGACCAUUCUCGAUCACGCAACAUGCAGCGAAACACAAAAUCUAAACAAUGAUUUAAUAGGUGAAGUUGUUGACCGUUUCCUUUAAAUGUGUUUUUAAUAUUGUGUCCGGUUGUGUUUGGAUUUUCAUGUUUCUUGCCCUCAAAAUGCUAGAUGACCACAUGAUGUGUAAGUCUACCAAUUUUUCACGAACUUCACCAUUUCAGAGGUUUUUCCAGAACUGUCCCUUAUUUUGAGAUUUUCAGUGUGCUUGUGUUAGUAGAAUUUCACUUAUUUUUCUCUCACUGCUUUCCACACAUGGAGAUCUUGGACAUGGACCUAACAAGAGGAAGAACAA
This is a messenger RNA of Nothoprocta perdicaria, 7649 nucleotides long. It is a transcript of the gene IPO8, whose product is annotated as importin 8. Gene Ontology annotation, cellular component: cytosol; nuclear envelope. The transcript is spliced from 26 exons. Gene Ontology annotation, molecular function: small GTPase binding. The coding region runs from base 40 to 3177 and encodes 1045 amino acids. Gene Ontology annotation, biological process: protein import into nucleus. Lineage: Eukaryota; Metazoa; Chordata; Aves; Tinamiformes; Tinamidae. The record is from RefSeq and is a predicted model, not a curated record.